This is a messenger RNA of Syngnathoides biaculeatus (alligator pipefish), 3498 nucleotides long. It is a transcript of the gene macc1, whose product is annotated as MET transcriptional regulator MACC1. NCBI's taxonomy places the organism in Eukaryota, Metazoa, Chordata, Actinopteri, Syngnathiformes, Syngnathidae. Bases 61 to 2877 code for a protein of 938 amino acids. The transcript has 5 exons. The record is from RefSeq and is a predicted model, not a curated record. Gene Ontology annotation, molecular function: protein binding. Gene Ontology annotation, cellular component: cytoplasm.
AUUCCAUUUUUGUUGAAAUUGAGCCGAAUUCAUUUGAACGUGAACGCGCCGGCUCCCCGAAUGACAUCUUUUGUCCGAGGCACGCUUAUCUCGAAGGCCUCGAAACCGCCGCUCAGUUUCAGGUCUUGUAACCUCGCGUGCGUCCCGCAGAGGUGCAUCGUGGGAGUUGCAGUGCCGCACUGCGCGCAGUCCCCUCCUCCGCCGAGCGAGCGUGUGCGGCUUCGAACUCGCACUCCCAACAUCCUUGGUGUGUCUGUUUGUGUGUGUGUGUAUAGGCGGAUCCGGGCACGCUUCGCAAGUGCGGCAACAAAGUGUGUCAAUGUUUGUGAAGAGGACUCGUUUUCUCAAAGCGUGCCAGGGGAAAAACUACCAACAUCUCAUGCCGACGAUGCAAAUAUGGCAAACUCCUUGCCGUGUGCAGGGAGUCUUGUGAGGAGCAAAUCUGAGGGCACGGUGAUCGAUCUGGAUGAAAACGCCUUAAACGAUGGAAAUGCGCCUCAAAUGAGAGAGAACUACGACACGUCAAGACAAAAUCCCUUUUGUCACAAGCUGUCGCGAUCGAUUCCUAGAUUAGACGACGAAUCUGAUAAGAGUCUUUCCAAUGCAUCGCACGUAUUCCCAGGAUCUCUCAACCGUCUGGACACAGAACACGGGGAGACCGUCAGCACAUCUUCGGACGAGGGCAAUGAGGGGAACUUUCUGGAAAAGAAAAAUAAAGCCAACAACAGAUCCGGGAGAUGGAGGAGUGCCACGGACAUUCUGGAGAAUUUUGAGAGGAAGGCACCAAAGAGGGGGGACAGCUUCAAACCACCUCAGACUGUUCUAACCCCUGACUUUGAGUGGCUGAAAAACGACAGAGAAGCCUAUAAAAUGGCUUGGCUGAGCCACAGGCAGUUAACUCGCUCUUGCUUGGACCUAAAUGUGAUCAGCCAGAGUCCCGGAUGGGCUCAGACACAGGCAACAAACUUUCAGGUCAUCUGCAAGCUCGGCCACGUUGGGGGCACAGUCCAGCUGCCGGACUCCGAAAUUAGUAUCCACGUCCCGGAGGGCCACAUCCCUCCUGGCGAAGUUCAGGAAGUUACACUGAAGGCAAUGCUCGACCCUCCUCCUGGACUCAACAACAACCACAUAACCACUAUGAGCCCUCUUCUGGAAGUCGUGCUCAGCAACAUCAACACAAAGGGUUCAAUCUCCCUGAAGGUUAAGCUCUCCGGAGAGGUGCGGAGUGACCCGUUAAGUCAGGUCCUGACCACAGUGGUCGGACUCUUGUCUUGCAAACGAGAAGGACCCUAUACUAGUGUGAAUGACUGUUCCAUUUUCAACAACGUAAUGCAGAUGAAGCUCCAGCACCUGAAGACGCAUUUUUACGUGAUCGCAGUCGCAGAGGCCUCAGCCAUUCAGUCUCCGGCUACGUCAGUCUGGGAUUACCUUCACCGCCAAGUCACAGUCGCUGUUUACGGCCCCCGGUACAUCCAUCCAUCUUUUAAGGUUGUGAUAGUGGUGUGCUGUCACGAGGAGGUCCCACCAAAGCUCCCCUUUUCAGACAUAUGUCGAGGAAACAAAUUGCCUCCGCUCGUGCUGCAGCUUUGGGGAACGCAUCACCUUCGGACUGGCAACCUGGGCGACCUACUUGUCACCACUAGUAUCACGGGCUCCACGUUUAAAAUUCGAAAUGAGGACAAGGUGAAAGAAGUGAGGCAGAGCCAGCUCAAAAUUGGUACAGUGUUGCGUUUACCGGUGGCCUUAUCGUGCAGCAAAGACCCAAGUCCUUUUCAGUUACAUCUGGAAGUGACCGAGUCAAACUCUACAACUGUUGCACAUUUCCAGGUCACUUCCCCUCCUGCACCUCCGAUUCGAUGUGAAAAGCGCGUGCCAAAUCAGACAAGUAGAAACACUGACGAAACAUCAAAAGCAUCCUCUAUUCCUGAGGAACCGAUUCCAGAGUUCCCCAUAUUUAAAGAUGGACCUGUGAACCUCAAACGGUACGGUGUAGCCCUAAAGUCAGUUCUCCGUCAGACACGCGUGGACUACCUACUGGAGUACUUCAAAGGAGACACGUUGGCUCUCCUCUCCACGGAGACUGUUAGAUCAGUCGGGAAUUCAAAGGGAAAGGAAUGGUACAUUGGGUUCCUUCGGGGCAAGACCGGUUUGGUCCAUUGCAAAAACCUCAAGAUCAUUACGGCGGAUCAGGUGAUCGACUUUACCGGCGUUCACGUGACCACAGACCUUCUCCUGGACAACCUGACACUGCCCUUCAAGAACCUUACGUACAUGUACUCGGCCAUCCAGACGAUAGUCGCCGAGCACAUAACCAACUGGAGAGAGUUUGCGGAUGCUUUAGGGUAUUACGAUCUGUCGCUGGAGAGCAUCACUCGCAGAGUUGCCGAAACGGAGGCUGACAAGGUGGCCUGUGUGCUGGAAAAGCUGAAGGAAGACUGUCACGCUGAGACGAGUGAAAAGAAAUUCCUUCACGAACUCAUGGUCGGUCUGUUAAAGAUGGACAGAAUCAGUCUCGCGGCUCAGCUGAUUCAGAACACCGUUAUCCUGUCCACUGCCGUGGAGUUGGGGAUUCGAUGGCGGGAACUGACUGACAAAACGGGAAAGCUGACCGGCGCUCAGAUUGCUCUCUACGAGGCUCCGCACAGAGGAAAAAACGGAGAAGUUGGGUCGCAGCUGAUGUGGAAACCUGCCUACGAUUUCCUGUUCUCCUGGAGUCAACGUUACGGAAACAGUUACAGAGACAUGAUUCAAGACCUCCACCUGGUCCUAGAUAAGAUGAAGAAUCCUGUGACCAGACAGUGGAGACAGCUGACCGGUGUCCUGAUCACAGUCAACUGCCUGGAUCUCUACAGGGCCUCGGCGUACCCAAAGACCUAAGCUAAGGACUUUUGCAAUCAGAACGUGAUAAUGUCCCUGCACUUGGACUUUUUCUGUUUGUUUAUCGAACGUCUUUGUCCUUUAACUGCAGCUGUGAUCAGCACGCCUUGAAAACAGAUAAAUAAAUUUGAAAAAAAAUGAAGGCCAGUUUGCCCAGCAGCACAUUGGGUUUAUGAAAAUGUGACAAAAACCGAGUGAUAUUUUCCUUUGAAUCUAUGAUUUGUACAUUUAUGUGUUCUAUUACCCUUAAAAUGUCGGGAUUCACCAAAUGAUUAUGAUCACUACGUGUAUUUUUGUAGAAGUUUGUGCUUAUUAUAGCAGGAGAUGUUUGCAUCAGUUGAUCUGACUCAUACAGUGUCCGAAUGAAGACACCAAGAAAUGUGAAACGAAUUUCCGUGCAUUUAACUUGUAUGAUUUACAUGUACUUCCUGAACGCUCUCCUAAUGGGAUAAUGAGCAGGUACUUCAUAUUUUGUACUGUAACAUUAUAUUUUACAAGGAACCGUUACUUCUUAUACAACAGAUGUUUGAAAGGUGCACCGUAGAUCCAAGUUUGGAGCGGUACCGAGCUUGACACGGAAAUGAAUUUUGCGUUUGAUGGGGAAAAUAACUGCAAUAAACC